Molecule: messenger RNA, 3891 nt
Organism: Penicillium taxi
Lineage: Eukaryota; Fungi; Ascomycota; Eurotiomycetes; Eurotiales; Aspergillaceae
Exons: 5
Coding region: 1-3891 (1296 amino acids)
Source: RefSeq, a predicted model, not a curated record
AUGGAUCAAGUUAGGAAGACCUACUUCGACCCUCUCGCAAUAUCGAAGGCUCAGAUUCGAGGAAACCUCGAGAAACUUCCAGUCGGCUCUGCACACCCAUUCAAUCCAGAGAAACUUCUUCUUUGCCGCUCAAGCGAUGGCAUUGUCGAAAUAGACAUAUCUUCCUACCGGGAAGACUUCUUUUUCAAUGCCGUGGAUCUGGGUGAGAUGGGCGAGACCCUUUUGCAUCGAAUGUCUAAGUUUAAGUCCAACUUGGGGGUUUUCGAGGACUUCCAAAUCAUGCAAGCACCAGCUUCAACCUUCAAAAUCCCAAUAGUUUCAGGCCAAAUUAUGAUAUUUGCACUGUCUCGAUGCCUGCCCACCUACUACGACUUCUGCCUCGCCGAUGCAUCAUACAACACGUGCUGUUAUAGCGCAAUGGACACCUUUCGGGGGAUACGUCACAGUGGUGAUAUUAAAAGCGGAGAGGAUCUCCUACAGUACUCUACGAUACAAAGUGACAAUCUAGUGGAAAAAGAGUUAUGCGUAUUCAUAUCUGGAUUUCACUUGACCCCCAUCACAAAAUUUCUCGGAACUAACCCUGCUUUGUUGGUUGCCGAUCAUGUGGAAAAGGUUCUUUAUAUCAUUCCGGUGCCUCUGGAUGCAGCAACAGUUGGAGAUGCGACUAUAUGUUGUCCAAUAGUUAUAAAGCGCGAUGGAGAGUCUCUGAUCUGCUCUGUAUUGCCAACAGCAACUACAGACCGAGAGCUAUCGUGUCAAGCGAACCAAUUAGAAAGCCCCUGCUUUCAGGAAGCGAUCAACCGGGCAGACUUCAAAACUUUCUCUCGGGAUCCUCAGGCUGCUCGGGCUGCUUCUACUCUGUCGGCCUCGCAAAGUGCAACCAAAGACGCCAGAAACCGGAGCUCAGAAAGCCUGCCCACCAAGAAAAAUGCCGUGUUUAUCACGGAUUCCGUUUCACUUCCUUCGGUGCUUGAUUUGGAAUCAGCACAGAUCAUACGUUUCGGAACCGGAAUUGAAUUUGAGUUGUUGGGUGAAAAACUCCCUGCAAAAAAUCAGCCAUCUGCCCUAGUUUUGCCAUGCAUUUUUGGUCAGCUUGAAGGCCCACUUCUAUUAGCGACGGGAACAGUUCCCUCAAAUGUUCCCUUUACUGAUGAUAUUGCGCUUCGGGACUAUUAUAAGCAACUCCAGAAUAUUGUGGUGAUUGUCGAUGACAAAAUGACAGACAAUGCGCGCAAUAUCGCAACUGCCUACAGAAUAAACGCACUCUUCAUUGUGCAACUAAGCCCACAAUCUGAGCCUAAGAAUGCCGAUGAAGUCUUGUCAUUACUAAACUCGGCGAACGUAAACGCCGUAACAGCGCUUGCGGGACCACAAUCUUUGGUGCUGGUUCAAAUUUUUGACAAGUAUUACUUCUACAGAGGUCUUGCUAAUCGGGCACAUCUCAACACAUCUGAACUUGCAUUUGGCUCUGAUGUGACAUCUUUACUCACAUCUACUGAUAUAGAAGCCAUAUUGGAUCCAAGAAUUGAGCGAAUAGUUAUUCUUGGCGAUUCAACUUCGAUUAUCCUCCCCGCUUCAGGCCAGGUGAUCCAAGUUCAAGACCUUCAGAAGCUGUUUGAACAGCUUUCAUUCGAGCAGCUUCAAGAGCUAAAAGAGGACAUAUAUGCAGCAGUGUCACAACUACAGGUGCUUUUGAGCCGAAAAGACCUCCAGGAACUCUCCAAAGUCUUGGUGUCUGCGCUUCAAGCAAAGAUUAUGCACGCAAAGUCUCCAUUAACGGAGGCCUAUAUCAAGUUUUUGACCCAAGAGUACAAUGCGGAAGAUCCAGAAUUGCAGAAGAAGAAGAACAGUAUGCUCGGAGAAUUGAGAAAGAGAAUGAAGGAGACACAACGGGCUUUUGAGCCUCUGAUCUCAAGUUUUUCCAAUAUGGUGUCAUCUCAGACGACUUCAAAGCGAACACACGAUUUGCAGCGUCUUGUUCGCCAAUCAAAGAUUCAAAGUAAUGUCGAGAACGCGAAGUCUAUGACUUUUGAAACCCUGGCAGGGUACCUUGAAACAUAUGCGGAAGAUAUGGGUGUCCUGCUGUUGAGUAUAGAGACGUCGUCCUUUCAGCAGCUUUUGGGGGAUCUCCAAAAUAAGAUCAUCGAUGCUAGCUCAUACUGCGAUAUUGACUCAAGAAUUCUGAAUCUCAAUGGAUUCGACGCAGGAAUCAUCAUAGAGCAGUCGCAGAACAGACAUCAUGGACUUCAAAGAAGUGACGGAAGCUGGCGCCCAACUCUGGCAAUGGCGUCUUUGAACCGAGAACUCGAAACAAAUUCGUCGAUGAUAGCCUGGGUCUGCUGGGAUGAAUUUGUCAAUCUAAAAAGUCCUUACACCGUGAGAUGGAUGGACAAAUGUAAUGAACCACACAUUUCCGCGCUAAGAAUCAUCAUGAGAUUCACUCUCAGUCAGGCACUGGCAUCUAGAGAGUACAAUAUUCAGCCUGAAAGCCCCGAAACUGGCAGACUCUUGAGCGCAUUACUGAUGGCAGCCAUGUCAAAACUCGCUGAGAGGAGAACAACUGCACCACUUGAGUUAGAGGAGGCUGAAGAUACUGUCACAAGAUUGAUGCGAGGACUUUUCGGGAAUCUCUUGACAAUAGCAGGUUCAGGAGUGCGUCCUACCAGCAUGGUCUGGCAGUUGUUUGGUUUGCAUCCCCAAUACGAUGUUCCCACGACCGAUGCAGAGUGGGUUUGGUACAAAAAUGUCGUCGCUUUGUAUCCCUACACAGGAUGGCCUCUCAAUCAAUUCAACAAAAACCUAGAGAAAAUUUUUGAUAAGGUCAUCUUUCGUGUAGUAACCAAAAACGAAAACCUGGAUGAGGUCAAAGCCAUCAAAGAAGCUAAGACUAUCGAAUCUUACAAGCUUCGAGACAUUGAACUCUACCAUUCUCGCACAAUUCUCACUGUGCUUAUGCGAACAUUUUCGACAGAUGGCAUCAACAUUGCGGCUGUCGCAACUCGUUUGCUAGAGAGCAUUCCAUCAAAAGAAGAGAUUCCGCAUCGGAGUAGAUAUAAUUCCUACUCUAUGAUACUCCGCUAUCUCGAUCAUCUUGCCAGAGGAGGUCCGCGACGUGCCUACGAUGACUUAAUUGCCGCCCGUACCUACAUCUCACGCUCAGCUAUCUUUAGUACGCUCAAGACAUCAGUUGCAGAGGCAUGCAAGAGGAAUGCCUGGACUGCAGUGAAAAAAGGUUGCCAACAAAUCAUGGAAAAACAUGCUGGAAUCGCUUCGCUCUGGAAUGUGGAUCCCAAAUUGUUGAAGAUGCAGAAUAUGCAGAUUUAUAAGAAUCUUCUUGACGCAGACUUUGGUGAUGAUAUUGACGAAGAUACCAUGUCUAAAAAUGUCCAAUUAACAAGAAAAGUUUAUGGUGAUGCUGAGAUAGUGCGUGCUCCUUGGCAACUUAGGAAGAAAGGAGAACUCAACGAUACCAUCGAGCCUCUCGAUGAGAUCUUCCUUCAAACGAUUCUGACAGGGAAAGAGCCAGAACUCCCCGAGAACUUGAAUACAGAUGAGAAAGUAGAAACAGAAGCAACAUCCCCGGGAACUGUCAUGAUUCAAACAAAAACGAAGGAUGGAUUUGAGAUAUUCAAAUCGACGAUGAAUUCAGCAUUUAUCAAGAAGAUGCAGCAGAGCCUGUCCCCUGAGGAUGUAUGCUCUAUUUUGAAUAUCCCUGCCACUACAGUACGCGUUUUCAUCAAGGCUCUUAACCCAGAGUUUGUGUGGGGCAACUUGGGAGAAAAUUUCAAGGAGGUGAUUCUGGGAUUGCUGAAAAAUCGAUCGAACCGAGCAGAUCCUACGGCCAAGCUCUUGGAUUUGGGGCGUAAAAAGAUCGGAAGUAAGGCACAUUGA